This is a messenger RNA of Aspergillus neoniger CBS 115656, 980 nucleotides long. RefSeq lists its product as uncharacterized. Lineage: Eukaryota; Fungi; Ascomycota; Eurotiomycetes; Eurotiales; Aspergillaceae. The record is from RefSeq and is a predicted model, not a curated record. The transcript has a single exon. Bases 299 to 529 code for a protein of 76 amino acids.
AGGAAAAGAAAACCAGAUUUCGAGUCGAUUGUGGCUGAUGGGCUGGAACUCCGCCCACGGUUGUCUCGGCUUUCCAUGAUGUACUAUGAUGUAUACGACGUUGAACCCCAUGUUUUCUGCCCUCGGAAACUGAAUGUCCAUGAUGCAACAAGAAAAGAAGCGGGGACCGAUGCUUCUGUUACUUUCUUGCUUUCUUCGAGACAUUGAAGGUUAGCUGUCACUAUCCUCCAACUCUUUCUACGUUUACCCCCCUAUGCAUCCCUGACGUUUGAAUUUCACAACCCAAAUUGGAGUAGUGAUGAUGAUGAUGAUGAUCUUUCUGGUCCAAGCCACGGCUCGGCGUCGGGCGGUGGUCGCGUUGUGUUGGCCUAAGCUUAUGCCGAUCCACUCACGGCCAGGCAACCGUAAACCCUCAGCCAUUACAGGAAGCCCGAAUACGAGCUUGCUGUCGAGAAAUAUCCCUGGAUUUAGGGGAGGGAGGAGGAAAAGGGUUUUUGGUUUCAAAAUCGGACCCUUUUCUGAUAGUUAAUUUGUAAGAAUAGAUGAGACACGUUCACUGCCCCCCCUCUAGUAGUACUAUUAUCUUAUUGUUCUCGCAUCCCUUUCUGAUUCGCAAGGUAUACCUCCAUUCUGGGGUUGCUUUGCUGCCUAUGCGGCUGGAAUUAGACUGCGGCAUUCCUUCGUCCUUUAAUCUUAGCUCACCAUUAAUCCCAGCAACGAAUCUAUCAAGGUAACUAUUGAAAAGCACUGCCCGCUGUGCUACGUAAGAAGAAGCUGUGCUCUUCUGAGCCUCCGAAAUGAAGCUGGACCCGUGCCCUCGUAAAGUGUUCCCAAUAUGUAUCUAACUUGUUACCGAAAUGAAAAUCACCUGACGCUGAAUCAGCGGAAUUCAAACGAUGCAAGAGUAACAUACUGAGGUAAGUAAGUAACCAAACUAAUUAACGCGGCCACGACCACGAUGGAGAUUGUCAUCAAAGUAA